This is a messenger RNA of Mus musculus (house mouse), 1369 nucleotides long. RefSeq names its product nanos C2HC-type zinc finger 3 (gene Nanos3). The record is from RefSeq and is a predicted model, not a curated record. Gene Ontology annotation, cellular component: cytoplasmic stress granule; nucleus; cytoplasm. Gene Ontology annotation, molecular function: zinc ion binding; RNA binding. Lineage: Eukaryota; Metazoa; Chordata; Mammalia; Rodentia; Muridae. The transcript is spliced from 4 exons. The coding region runs from base 727 to 1194 and encodes 155 amino acids.
GGAGUCCUCUUACCCCUGUGUGUGCCCAUCCCAGGAAGAGCUUGUACAAGACCAUAUGUGCAUGUGUGUGUGUGUGUGAGAGAGAAUGUGUGUGUGAGUGUGAGAAAGUGUCUGUGUGUUUCUGUGUGUGUGUGUGCUCCAACUUCCAAGAAGCAAGUGUUAGGUGCCUGCCUACCUUGUGGUCCUGCUUCUCUCUGUAACCAUGUAAGGCUGAGGUGUGUAUUUGUGUACCCAUUAGUUGUGAGUGGCGGAGACUGUGUCUGUUGGACCCUGUGGACAUGUUUUGUUUUUUUGUUUGUUUUGAGACAGAACCUAUAGCUCUGGCUUGUCUCAAACUCACUCCUUAGUCCAGGCUGGCUUAGAAUCGCGGUACUCCCGCUUCAGGCUCCUGAGUCCAGCAUUACCAGUGUGGACGGGCUCACCAGCUGUGUUCUGUACAUCUUAGGUUUUUCCGAAAAUCUUCGGGUUUUCCUAGGCUAUGCCUGGGUUGUGUGUACAUGGUGGGGUGUGAUCUGUGAACCUGGGCUCUGGCUAGGUAUAUUCAGUUCUAAGAACAUUCCGUGCUGUCCCUCAAAGAGGCGUCUGCCGCUCCCAGGUGUCCCUACGUGUGUGGCCGCCACCCCCUUCGUCCGGCGGGUGUACGCCCCAAGGCCCCCCUCGCACCUUCCCUGUCUGUGGCCCGCGUGCCUUUGUGCGCGCGUGCUCCCGCCGAGCCAGAAGGGCUGCAUGCAUCCCAGGUCCCUGCCCGCGCCCCGAGUCCCCCUCGAGCUGCAGCGUGGAGUACGAGGGCUUGCAGGCGGCCCGGGGCGCGCACGGCCGCAGCUGGACCCACCGGCCGGUGCCGCGCGGGGGCCUCGGGGGCGCGGGCGCGUGGCCGCGGGUUCGAACCGCUCGGUCCCUUCCCGCGCGAGCGGCCGGGUGGGCUCCCGGACCCUGGCGGAGCGGAGGGCGCUGCGGCGGCGGAGACGAGGGGCUGCGUUUUUUACAUUAUGCCAGGGCUACACUUCUGUCUACUGCUACACCACCCGGAAUUCUGCAGGCAAAAAGCUGACCCGGCCUGACAAGGCAAAGACACAGGAUGCUGGCCACCGCCUUGGAGGAGAAGCAGCAGCAGGUGUCUAUGCAGGUUCCAAAAGUGGCAGGAAGCCCCCUGGACCUUCACCCUCGGCCUGCUGUCCCUCCACUACGGCCUAGGAGCUUGGAGUGGGGAGGACCAUGGUGGCAUCGUUGCCAAGGGUCUGGACACAGGCAUGCUGGAGACUGGACCUUGCUUAGGACUGAGGCUGGCCACAGUCUUGUCAGCGAUCACCUUCCCCACCCCUACUUGUGGUGUUGCCUCAACAUCCAAUAAAUGCUAAGGAGUGGAGCA